This is a messenger RNA of Alternaria rosae, 2175 nucleotides long. RefSeq names its product Alpha/Beta hydrolase protein. Gene Ontology annotation, molecular function: homoserine O-acetyltransferase activity. Gene Ontology annotation, biological process: L-homoserine metabolic process. The record is from RefSeq and is a predicted model, not a curated record. Bases 313 to 1860 code for a protein of 515 amino acids. The transcript has 3 exons. NCBI's taxonomy places the organism in Eukaryota, Fungi, Ascomycota, Dothideomycetes, Pleosporales, Pleosporaceae.
AUCUUGUCUCGGGCAUGCGGGGAACUCUGGAAACAGUGUUAAGAGUAUCAAGGCUUGGGUAGACACUUCAAAAGACUAAUUUAGGCAAAGAGUGAUGGUUGAUGUUUGACAGAUCGAGGGCAUCAUACGGGCCCGGGCAUGCCAGGCAAAUCCCCAAAAGCACGUCAUUGUCUUGGCGAGCCUCGUCUAGCGGGCGUCUGCGAGCAUCACUCAACACCAAUGCGAUGACUCCCCACAAUGUGAUCGAGACGCCAGACUUCCUGCGACGCAGGCUCUACUCUUCCCUACGAAUACACAUACGAUAUCGCGAAUAUGGAUACCUAUGGAUCUACCAAUGGAUCGAGGAAGUACAGGACGGUGUCGUCGCAACCCGAGAAUCCGUUCGCCAAACUUAUCCCCGACCAGACGUUUGCCGUCAUACCCCAAGUCGCGCUCGAAUCCGGCGUCGUCUUACACAAUGUCAGCGUUGCCUACAAGACCUACGGUACCCUCGCGCCCAGCGGAGACAAUGCCAUGGUAAUAUGCCAUGCGCUCACGGGAAGCGCUGACGUGGGAGACUGGUGGGGACCGUUGCUAGGUGGGCCUGGGAAGGCUUUCGAUAUAUCGCGCUUCUUCGUGGUCUGUAUGAAUAGUCUCGGCAGUCCCUACGGGAGCGCAAGCCCGGUCACAGCAAAAGACGGCGACGUCUCGCUGGGCCCAUACGGACCUGAGUUUCCACUGACAACCGUAAGAGACGAUGUCAAUAUCUUCAAGCUUCUCUUGGAUGAUCUUGGUGUGAAGCAAGUCGCUGCGGUCAUUGGAGGAUCUAUGGGCGGUAUGCUUGUCCUCGAGUUUGCCUACUUCGGAAAAGACUACGUCAAGACCAUCAUCCCGAUAGCCACUUCCGCUCGCUACAGCGCAUGGGGCAUCAGCUGGGGCGAAGCCCAACGGCAAAGUAUCUACAGCGACCCCAAAUACGACGACGGCUAUUACGCAUAUGAAGAUCCUCCAUCGACCGGGCUUGGAGCCGCACGCAUGUCUGCUUUAUUGACUUACAGAAGCCGCGACUCGUUUGAAUCAAGGUUUGGACGCAACACACCAGACCUAUCCAAGAAACAGAGCAUCAACACUGUACCGCGACCGACCACUCCGUCGAAUCCCUCCCACGAACACUGGGCGAUACACAACCACGGUCACAAGAACGCUGGCUCCCCGCGUCUCAUGUCGCGGACAAACAGUAGUACCGCCAUACCCGGUUCUGCAGCCGCACAUGCCGACCUCGAAUUCCAUGAUGCAUCGGACCCAGCCACUCCGAACCUCGAAAGGUCAAGUUCAACAAGUAGCAACAGUCAAUUCCCGCGCUCAUCGAAGCCUCUAGCGCCGCACUACUUCUCAGCACAGUCCUACCUCCGUUACCAGGCCGACAAGUUCAUCAAGCGUUUUGACGCUAAUUGUUACAUCGCAAUUACAAGAAAGCUGGAUACGCACGAUGUAUCCCGCUACCGCUAUCCUGAAGGCGAGACACCCGACACACUAGAUCCAGUAUCGGCCCUUCAUCAUGCGCUUUCCUUGAUUGAACAGCCUACACUUGUACUAGGUAUACAAUCGGACGGUCUCUUCACAUUUGCCGAACAGAAGGAAUUGGCCGCGUGUAUUCCCAAGGCUACUCUUAAGACCAUCGAUUCUCCAGACGGUCACGACGCCUUCCUCCUGGAAUUUGAGCAGGUAAACAAACACUUACUAGGCUUCCUCAAGACCGAGCUUCCGGAGAUCAUGAAUAAAACACCAAAUGUAGAGACCGCAACAAGCGAUUCUGGUAUGGCUGCCACCAAAACCAGCACGUUUGGUGAGGCUGAGGUCGACGAUAUCACGGCAUGGUAAGAACAAUGGGAGCAUUGAAUUUGGCACGGCGUUCUGGGUUCAGAGGACAACUGCACUAGUCGGCGUACAGAUUUCGGUAUAGGCUUGAAAGAAGGCUGCGUGAUUCUGAUACGCCCUGGAGCGUCUGGAGCUGAGGUUCAACCCCUCGUAGACACCAAGUACUGCAGCAUGAGAGCAGCAACAACAACCCAAUAAUUCUCUCCUCGUAGUUUUCCCGAAUCUUUCAACUCCGUCACAAAAGGCUCGCUCAUGUCCAACUUAUCUCAUGUCUGUACCCCGCCUUGCACGCUAAGCUUUAGUCAUCUCCGCACGUCC